Lotus japonicus is the source of this 2080-nucleotide messenger RNA. RefSeq lists its product as uncharacterized. The transcript has 3 exons. Gene Ontology annotation, molecular function: acetylglucosaminyltransferase activity. Bases 392 to 1861 code for a protein of 489 amino acids. NCBI's taxonomy places the organism in Eukaryota, Viridiplantae, Streptophyta, Magnoliopsida, Fabales, Fabaceae. The record is from RefSeq and is a predicted model, not a curated record.
AAAACUAAAAAAAUACAUGCAUCUUCUAUUUCACCUCCUCCUUCAUUUUCAACUCUCUCCCAAAUAUCUUAAAAUCCAUUUUCAACUAAUUUUCCCUUCUCACUAACCUCCAUCCUCACAGUGUAAAGCCUUAAACUAUAACUCCACCUCCUAUUCAAUUUCAUUUUUGUUCCAUUUCUUUUUUGCUUUUUCACAAACCUUAUCAAUCACAUUUUUCACUUCCAUUUGUUUUCUUACAAUCUGCAAUUGCAUUCCGCAGGGUUGCCUUUACCACUUGUGGAGGUGGAGGAGGAAGGAGCACACAAGAGGUUGAAAACUUCAAAGAUUUUCUGAUUCUUCCAUCUUUCCCUGCAGAAAAAAACCCAAGAUUCUGAACCAAUUGAACCACACCAUGAACAACAAUCCCAAAGACCCAGAUCAAUUUUACUCUUCACGAAGCUUCUCAAAGCUAAUGGUGUUCCUCCUCCUCUUAAUCUCCAUCCCCUACCUCUUCUACUCCCUGCGAUUCAUCACCCAUUCCAAUCACUGUGAUCAAAACCCCAACAUUCCCACCAUCCACACCACUUCACUCUCUGAAAAACAACCCCAAAUCCCAACCCCAAAACCGUUUGAACAAACCAACAUUUCUCACAUAGUCUUCGGAAUCGGAGCCUCAUCAAAUCUAUGGAAGCAGAGGAAAGAGUACGUCAAGCUCUGGUGGAAACCCAAUCAAAUGCGCGGCGUCGUGUGGCUGGAGCAGAACGUAACAAAACCCGAUCCCGGCGACGAGAAUCUCUUGCCGGAGCUGAGAAUCUCCGGCAACACAACGAAUUUCAAAUACUCCUACCCGAAGGGUAGCAGGUCCGCAAUCAGAAUCUCGCGGAUCGUUUCGGAAACAGUGAGACUUCGAUUGAAAGAUGUGAGGUGGUUUGUGAUGGGGGACGAUGACACGUUCUUCGUGACGGAGAAUUUGGUUAGGGUUUUGCAGAAGUAUGAUCACAAUCAAUUCUAUUACAUUGGGAGUUCUUCAGAGACGCAUUUGCAGAACAUUUAUCAUUCUUACAAUAUGGCUUAUGGCGGUGGUGGAUUUGCGAUUAGCUAUGGUUUGGCGGUGGCGUUGGAGAAGAUGCAGGAUCGGUGUAUUCAGAGGUAUGCUGGAUUGUAUGGCUCUGAUGAUCGGAUUCAUGCUUGCAUGGCGGAGCUUGGGGUUCCACUCACCGUCGAGAAAGGGUUUCAUCAGUGUGAUGUGUACGGCAAUCUCUUUGGGCUUUUAACAGCCCAUCCCGUCACACCAUUAAUAUCCCUCCAUCACCUUGACGUAGUAGAGCCCAUAUUCCCAAACGUGACCCAGGCCCAAGCCCUAAAGCGGCUCACGCAGCCCAUGGAUCUCGACUCCGCCGGGCUCAUGCAGCAAUCCAUAUGCUACGACGAGGCCCGCAAAUGGACGGUGUCGGUGUCGUGGGGCUACGCCGUUCAAAUCUUCCGCGGCAUCUUCUCCGCUCGGGAAAUGGAGAUGCCGGCGAGGACCUUCCAGAACUGGUACCGGCGCGCCGAUAGCACCUCCUUCACCUUCAACACGCGCCCUAUCACCAGAAACAGUUGUCAGAUACCGUUUGUUUACUACUUCUCUUACGCGGUUUACAACGAGGACACUCACCAGACCGCAACUCGGUACGUUCGGGUUGAAUCGAACCCGGAGUGCAAGUGGAGGAUGGAGGAUCCGACGCAGAUUGAAGUGGUGGAGGUUUACAAGAAGCCAAACCCUAAUUUGUGGGACAAGUCUCCGAGGAGAAAUUGUUGCAGGGUGAAGCCGACGAAGAAGAAAGGAACUAUGGUGAUUGAUGUGGGGGAAUGCAGGGAAGGUGAAGUUGUUGAAUUGUAGUUAGAGCUUCAAACAGGCAUGUUCAUACAUAUUUCUGGCGGCUAGUGUCGACAAAGAUGAGUUUACAAGUCUAGAUUUUAGUUUCUCCUCAGAACAUGUGUAGUUUUUUUUUUUUUUUGAAGAGGGGUAAGGGUAAAGUCAUGAUGGAAUGCCACAAUUUUCACCAAGACCUUAUAGUAUUAUACAAGUAUAAAUUCAAGGAUAAACUUGUUUUGUUUU